CACAUGAUUGACAUUUCCCAGUCACAUGGCCAGACUCUGUUAGCAUCCUUUGGUCAGCAGAUAGGACCGUCCCAUGCCCUCACCUGACUGGGUGUACAAGGAUGAAGAAGAUCAGUCUGAAGACGAUCAGAAAGUCACUUAACAUAAAGGGCAAAGAAGAUGGGGAUUUCGUCAUGCUCCAGCAGCCAUCAUUAGCGGCUGAGUUCACCAAGGAUGACUCUCUCUUCGGAGGCUGUUACACCAAAGGGCUGGUAGGUUGUGAUCUUAAUGGGGAGGAUGAGAAGGGUCAUAAGAACCGAUCGAAGAGCGAAAGUCUUAUGGGCACUCUUAAGAGGAGACUGUCUACCAAACAGAAAGCGAAAGUCAAAGGAGGCUCCACCACGGUGGGCUCUGGAGAUGAUGACGACACCUUCUCUUCCUCAUCGGUCCCAAUAAGCUUUAAUGAAGUCAAAGCCCAGCGGCCCUUAAGAUCCUCAUCCCUCCGAAGCCAUCAUUACAGCCCUUCUCCGUGGCCUUUCCGGCCAGUCGUCUCUGAAGAGGCUUGCAUCAAGAUGGAGGUGAAAGUCAAAGCUAUGGUCCACUCCCCCAAUCCCAGUCCCUCCCUCAAUGGCAUCAGAAAGGAGUUCCAUGACAUCCAAUUAGAAGGUUUGUUCCAGGGUCAGAGCGAGUCUCUGAAGGACAUGGAUACUCAGAGUGGCAACUUGCAUUUGACCAUUGAGGAUCACGUGCCUAUUGGACUCACACCUCAGGACUACAUCCAGUACACAAUGCCUUUAGAUGAGGGAAUGUACCCAGAUUCGUCCCAGUCCUUCUGCUUGGAUGGUCCCUCGCCAAUGGAAGUGGUUGAUCAGGUCGAAUCUAGCUCGUUGCACGUGGAUCAGGGCCCGGAUGACCACAAUCUCAUGCCAUCGGACAUUCUCAUAGAGCAGGCGGUGAACAGACACCUUCCUGGUAAUCCGGCGAUGGUCCUUUCCAACUCCAGAGCCGACACACCUUUAUUUUCUCCCUCCCUGUCACCUCUUUCCAACAACAAUAUUCCAAUGACCCUCUCUGGGUUCAGUGGUGCAGACUCUCAUGUUGUCGAGAGAGUGAGGCACCACCUGAACUUUGACCCCAAUUCUGCUCCCGGUGUUA
Messenger RNA from Sinocyclocheilus grahami, 1134 nucleotides. Its product is annotated as suppressor of cytokine signaling 6-like. NCBI's taxonomy places the organism in Eukaryota, Metazoa, Chordata, Actinopteri, Cypriniformes, Cyprinidae. The annotation marks the transcript as partial. The record is from RefSeq and is a predicted model, not a curated record. The transcript has a single exon.